Xylona heveae TC161 is the source of this 2037-nucleotide messenger RNA. Its product is annotated as permease of the major facilitator superfamily. Gene Ontology annotation, biological process: L-cysteine transport; transmembrane transport. NCBI's taxonomy places the organism in Eukaryota, Fungi, Ascomycota, Xylonomycetes, Xylonales, Xylonaceae. Gene Ontology annotation, molecular function: L-cysteine transmembrane transporter activity. The record is from RefSeq and is a predicted model, not a curated record. Gene Ontology annotation, cellular component: membrane. Bases 308 to 1906 code for a protein of 532 amino acids. The transcript is spliced from 3 exons.
CUUCUCUGGUUUUGGCCCUGUUGAUCCCAAGAUGCAGAAAUUUUGGCUUCGGUCCAACCCAACGCCCUAUGAUAACGGGUGGGCCUCGAUAACCAUGAUAGCCAAUCUCACAUGCGCAACCAUUGCUUAGCUGCAUCGCAUCAUCUUCAUCCACAGUUGCGAUGUGUUGCUCGUGCUUUUUUCGGUAUACUCUCGCAGUAAUGCCUUCUACAAAUAAGAGCCCAAGGCCACUUUGUGGUCUACUUGUCAUGCGCGUACACAGGCCGAAUCGAGCAGUCACAUUGUGAUUUGUAUUUUUUAUUUUUCCAUGGCUGAAGAAAAGAAGAUCAACCAGACGGUUGAUGCCGAGCUGAGCAAGUCAAAUGAAUCAAUCGCAGAGGGUGUAGUCGUCGAGGAGAAGUACGCAGACGAGACACUCCGAUUGGUGCAAGAAUAUGGAGACAGCUUUGGUCCCCUUACGCCCGAGGCGGACCGGAAACUAAGAUGGAAAUUGUACCGAUGGAUUAUGGGCUUCGUGCUUGUUAUCAACCUCAUGCUUUUCAUUGACAAAGCUACCUUGGCUUAUUCCUCUUUGCUGGGUCUUUUUCAAGAGGUUCAUAUUACCGACCAGCAGUACGAUAACCUCAACACCAUCUUCUACACCGCAUACCUUGUCGCGCAAUGGCCUGGCCACUACCUCAUGCAACGUCUGCCCUUUGGCAAAUUCGUUGCCGGUACCGUUUUUACCUGGUCCAUCCUCAUUUUUCUCCACUGCACGGCCACCAAUUACGGGGGUCUCAUCGCCUUGCGGUUCUUCCUCGGUGCAACUGAAUCCAUUCUCGUGCCUGCGAUGGAGAUUACCAUGGGAAUGUUUUUCAUCAAGGAAGAGCAAGCCAUUGUGCAGCCUCUUUUCUGGAUUACCUGCAUGGGUUGCAACAUCCCGGCCGGCUUUGUCGCCUAUGGUCUCCUUUACAGCAAGAGUCACAUCCUGCCAUGGAAAUUCUUCAUGAUCAUUACCGGCGGAAUCACCCUCUUCCUUGCUAUUGCCUGCUUCAUCUGGUAUCCCAACAACCCUGCGCAGGCUCGCUUCUUGACCCUAGAAGAGCGCGUCCACGCAACCCGCCGCGUCCAUGAGUCCAACCGCGGCGCUAUCGAACAAAAGCAAUUCAAAAAGUCCCAAUUCAUCGAGGCCAUCCGAGACCCUUUGACUUGGCUCUUUGGCCUGCAGUCGUUUGCCCUCAUGAUCGCCAAUAACCUCGCCUACCAGCAAAAUCUGCUUUUCCUCGGCAUUGGUGUUUCAAACCUUGGUUCGACGCUCGUUGGUGUCGCAGGUUCAGGCUUCUCCGUCGUAUGCUGUAUCAUUGCGGCUUUUCUGAUUCGGCGUUUCCCGAACAACAACGCUUAUUUCGGCGUGUGGUGGUGCAUUCCCGCAAUUGUGGGCGCCAUCGUCGUUGUCACCUUGCCCUGGUCUAAUCGUGUCGGCAUUCUGGCGGGCAUCUUGCUUGCAGGAGGCACCUUUGGUAUAACUUACAUCAUCGCCCUGGGCUGGACGACGUCUAGCGCCUCCGGCUACACCAAGAAGCUCACACGCAAUGUCUUAUUCAUGGUCGGUUACGGCAUUGCCAACAUCAUCUCGCCCCAGAUCUGGCGUCAAAAGGACGGACCUCGUUAUUAUUCCGCCUGGAUUGUCCAGAUCGUUAUCAGCUGGGUUGGAUGCCCUGUGAUUCUUCUCAUCAUUCGAUUCAUCCUCGCUCGUCGUAAUGUCGAGCGCCGCAAGUGGAUCGCCGAACAGGAGGCCCAGGGUCAUCAUGGUGAAGGAUAUGUCGAGGAGCUGGACGAGUCAGGCAAUCUUGUCAAGAAGAAGGUUGACAUUGCUCUGCUGGACUUGACGGAUCUGCAGAAUAAAUAUUUCAUCUAUCCUUUGUAGAGGUCCUCGAGAUUGCUUGGGUUGUUAUUUUAUGGGUUUUGGGAUAUUAUAUGGAUACGGGAAUUUUCUUUGCGUUUGAUACCUUUGUCAAUAAAAUUGGGAAAAAUCUAAGUCUGAAACCUUGAGGCAUG